UUCCAGAACAGCCAGACACCGGCCCACUGGAGGACGAUGGUGUUCACACGUCUAGGAUACUUGCUGCUGCUUACGUGGGCUGUGAGCGCUUCUGACGGGGUAAUGGAAGGUGAGGAUCAGGCAGCAAUGGAAACAGCAUCAGCUGGGUUCCCCACCACAGCUGAGGGCACCAUGACCGAUUACAACAUACCCACGUACCCCCCGGACCCAAAAGAGAGCAUGGAACACGCCCCCAACCCUCUGGAGGCCCACCAGGUGUCGUUUCCGGGCAGGGUGUCAGCCACCGAGCCCUACAUCGACCCUGCAACCCCACUGAAGGUCCGCGCCUACGCUGGUACAACUGCCUUCAUGCCCUGCAUAGUUAACAACCUUGGACAGCGCUCG
Molecule: messenger RNA, 384 nt
Organism: Procambarus clarkii (red swamp crayfish)
Lineage: Eukaryota; Metazoa; Arthropoda; Malacostraca; Decapoda; Cambaridae
Source: RefSeq, a predicted model, not a curated record